GUGCUUUGCUGGAUCAUGACUUCACCUUAUAACUUAAAGACUAGAACCAUCCAUGUCAAGUAUUCCUGGACUCGUCACUGUAAUAUCUCUUUGUUCAUGAGUUCUACCAAUGAUAGCUUUCCAACUAUUGGUCUGGGGACCAAAGAAGGACGAAGUAAACUCUACUUUAAGACCAUUGGGGCUUUUCAAUAUAUACAUAAACAUUACUUCGAUCAGGCUGACUGGUUUUUAAAAGCUGACGAUGACACGUAUAUAGUGAUGGAAAACCUCCAUCUAAUGCUCUCCAAUUAUUCAUCUGACCAGCCUAUCUACUUUGGGAAACUGUUCAAACUUUUUGUCAAACAGGGGUAUAUGAGUGGUGGAGCUGGUUAUGUACUGAGUAAGGAGGCACUAAAACGUUUUGUUGAAGGGUUCGCCUCUGGUAACUGUAGUCAUAGAUCUCCUGUGGAGGACUUGGAACUUGGACAGUGCAUGGAGACCAUGGGAGUUUCACCCAUUGACACUCGAGACUCUGAAGGGAGAGAGACCUUCUUUCCAUUUCCUCCGGAAUUUCACCUAACUAGCCAUUUUGAAAAAAAUGACCUUUAUCGCGAUUAUUCCUUCUAUCCUGUUGUUGAGGGUCCCCAGUGCUGCUCAGACCUGGCCGUAUCAUUCCACUAUGUGGAUGCAGAACUCAUGCACACCCUGGAAUAUUUCACCUACCACUUGAGAGCGUAUGGAUACCAGUACCGCUACCACCCCCACCCCCAGUGGCCACCACACACUGACAGACUGCAUGUUAACGCCACGGAUCCUAUAAAUGUGAAAACGAAUUUAAAUGAGUCUUCUGCUGUGAAUAUCACUUUGGGAACCUAG
Molecule: messenger RNA, 855 nt
Organism: Nanorana parkeri
Lineage: Eukaryota; Metazoa; Chordata; Amphibia; Anura; Dicroglossidae
Product: glycoprotein-N-acetylgalactosamine 3-beta-galactosyltransferase 1-like
Exons: 2
Coding region: 16-855 (279 amino acids)
Cellular component (GO): membrane
Molecular function (GO): N-acetylgalactosaminide beta-1,3-galactosyltransferase activity
Source: RefSeq, a predicted model, not a curated record